CCUCUGAUAUUAACUUCCACGCAAUUUAAGCAGAAAGAUUACAAACAUUGCCUGACAAAUUUUAAGAAUCGUCUUGGUCUGAAAGGUGACCAGGAUCUGUACGUGCUAAUAAAUGUUGUCAUGUCUCCCUGGGUUACUGAAUUUGAAUUCCUUCGUGAAUUGACAGCAACGUUUAAAGAGACUUUACAGGAAAUUGUUAAGCUUUCAGUCUUUCGUAAUAAAGAUGAGCCAGAUUUCCAUGCAUUUGUUAUGCAAGGCACUGACAAUCUCUAUCUCACACAUUUGCCCAUGUUUCAAAUGGAAAACCACCGUCGGCAAGUGAUUAUUACAGCAGAUUUACCAAAAAAUAUAAAGGAACAAUACCUGAAUGCUCGCAAAGCAAAUCCAUUACACGUGUUCUAUCUUGGCAACCAAGAUGAAAUGAAGCUGGAUGAUAUUGCGUAUAAUGGAAGUUCUUUUAAAGGGGUUAUUUACAAGGAUUUUGAUAAAGAUGGAAAACCUAUUGAUUUUAUCAAAGAUUUUCAAGUGACCAAUGUCCGAGUGCUCAAGAAACGCCACCUAGCCACAGCAUUCCAAGAUGUUAAUUACCCGGUUGACUAUAUGCCAUUCUAUAUUUACGGUACAAAACAGGAGUUGCAUAUUGACCACAUGCUACUCAAAUCUCCAUCAAUUCAACUUUCGGCUGAUAAUGUUGAGCUCAUCCUUACUUCUGGCGAAUUGACAUCAACUCAGAGAGAAAAUGGUGUUAUUGUUCACUUCACUGAAGUUCGUGAAAUUGCUUUGCAACCAUUUCCAGAAAUCAAACCAUAUCCACAAACCGAAACCACACCACCUCUUACAUUUUUCUUUCAACAUGACCGCACAUUUCAGGUGGAACUUUAUAAUGAUCCAAUGCCUGACCCGUAUCAGAGUGGGCCGGGUUUGGACAAUUUUGAUAAAAAGAACCCAAUUGCUAAAGGAACGAUCAAGUUACCGUCUAAGGAUAAGGGAUGUUUGUAUAUUGAUUCUUAUAUGGUUAAUAAGGAUCCUACUGCAGAGAAAAAGGUUAAGCAUGAUAAAAUUGUGAAUCGAUCAAAAAUCAUACCGUUGAAAAGAUUUUAUGCAGACAAGUUUGAUCAUAAGGAUGAGUUGCAUUGGUAUGAGGAAAAGGCGGAAUAA
This is a messenger RNA of Funneliformis mosseae, 1158 nucleotides long. The record is from the annotation of a GenBank genome assembly. Lineage: Eukaryota; Fungi; Glomeromycota; Glomeromycetes; Glomerales; Glomeraceae.